Messenger RNA from Diorhabda carinulata, 1208 nucleotides. RefSeq lists its product as uncharacterized. The record is from RefSeq and is a predicted model, not a curated record. The transcript has 7 exons. Bases 24 to 1115 code for a protein of 363 amino acids. NCBI's taxonomy places the organism in Eukaryota, Metazoa, Arthropoda, Insecta, Coleoptera, Chrysomelidae.
AAUAUUAUAAUGCUUUUAUUCAAAUGUCAACAAAUUCAAGAUCACUAAAAUCUAGAAAUGGAACUAAGUAUUCUAUAUUAAUUGGUUAUGCUUCAGUACAAACAUCUCUGGAAAUGUUGAAUGUUAUAAUAUUUUUUACGGAAACUGAUAAAAUACCUUCUUGCAAUGACGGUAUACGUUUUUUAGAAAUGCACGAAAUGGCCAGAGUUAAGCGUGGAUAUGAAACGAAGUAUUCAAAUAGAAAUUUAUUUCGAAGAAAUCCUCAAACCUGCAAGGAACUUCUUGAACGAAGUCUUGAAUCUUUGGUUCGUUUCAGUGAAAAUGCUCUAGGGAUGAAAACUGCUGUUGUUAAGACAGAAUGUCAUCAUUUCGUCGCGGCAUCUUCAAAUAAUAACCAAUACGAGAACUCUUUUCAAUAUGACCAGACACCGACUUCGUAUAAAGCAAAACGUAAAAAGAUAAAUGAAAACAAUGGAAACCUCAUAUUAAGUCCCGAGCAUACUGAAGUGUUUAAAAUACGAGUAAAGAGAAACAUCAGCGGAGGCGAGGAAUUUCAAAAUCCUGAAAAUAGGAAAGCGAAGAAAUCUGACUGGGAUGUCUUAGAUAUUAUGUCGCAUGUGAGAUUUUCAUUCUUUGGAAAUCUGUUUGACAAUGAAAAAAAGAUGUUGUCCGAAGAAGAAAACGACGUAUUAACCAAUUUGAACGAAAAUUAUCCAGAUUUGUCUUCAUUAUUCGAAACUGUGAGAUCGACGUUGGAUAAUCUUCAAGAAACACCUUGCAAUGGGUUCCUUAUGGUCGUAUUCGGGGGACAUUUACACGAAAUAAGUGAUAUUCAUAGCCCUUUGACUCAAAGUUUGAAGCAUGUUAUUGAAGUAACUGAUCCGGAAAAUACUUUAAUCGUGGUUACUUCUGCCUGUCCCGAAAUUAAAAGGAAUGAACAUAAUAUUAUUGAGAUUAAAGAGGGUGUGAAGAUGGUACAGAAUCUCACGAUGCUACCUGUAUAUGCCAGAGGACCUAAAAGUGAAUGUUUGACACAAUGCACAGUAUUAUAUGACGUCCCAUUAAGUGUGAAAAAUAUACUGGAAGAAAUUUCUCCUGCGUUUAAAAGAACUUGAUAAUCGGCGUUGCCACAGCAUUAAAGCCAUAUUCAUACAAAUAUGACUAUGGGUAUGGUAUCAAGAAUCCUGGAUACAAUUGCGCUAUAAGUU